AUGAAAUGUGAAGCCCAGGUGACGACGGUGACUUGUCACUAUCCGUCACCUGCCGCCCCCGCGACACUCACCCGUCACUGGCUGCCCCGCGACACUCACCCGUCAUUGGCCGCCCCGCGACACGCACCCGUCACUGGCUGCCCCGCGACACUCGCCCGUCACCGUCCGCCCCGCGACACUCACCCGUCACUGGCCGCCCCGCGACACUCACCCGUCACUGGCCGCCCCGCGACACUCACCCGUCACUGGCCGCCCCGCGACACUCACCCGUCACUGGCCGCCCCGCGACACUCACCCGUCACUGGCCGCCCCGCGACACUCACCCGUCACUGGCCGCCCCGCGACACUCACCCGUCACCGUCCGCCCCGCGACACUCACCCGUCACUGGCGGCCCCGCGACACUCACCCGUCACUGGCCGCCCCGCGACACUCACCCGUCACUGGCCGCCCCGCGACACUCACCCGUCACUGGCCGCCCCGCGACACUCACCCGUCACCGUCCGCCCCGCGACAUUCACCCGUCACUGGCCGCUCCGCGACACUCACCCGUCACUGGCCGCUCCGCGACACUCACCCGUCACUGGCCGCUCCGCGACACUCACCCGUCACUGGCCGCUCCCGCGACACUCACCCGUCACUGGCCGCUCCGCGACACUCACCCGUCACUGGCCGCUCCGCGACACUCACCCGUCACUGGCCGCUCCCGCGACACUCACCCGUCACUGGCCGCCCCGCGACACUCACCCGUCACUGGCCGCCCCGCGACACUCACCCGUCACCGUCCGCCCCGAGACACUCACCCGUCACUGGCCGCCCCGCGACACUCACCCGUCACUGGCCACCCCGCGACACGCACCCGUCACUGGCUGCCCCGCGAUACUCACCCGUCACCGUCCGCCCCGCGACACUCACCCGUCACUGGCCGCCCCCGCGACACUCACCCGUCACUGGCCGCCCCCGCGACACUCACCCGUCACUGGCCGCUCCGCGAUAUUCACCCGUCAGUGGCCACCCCGCGACACUCACCCGUCACUGGCCGCCCCCGCGACACUCACCCGUCACUGGCCGCCCCCGCGACACUCACCCGUCACUGGCCGCCCCCGCGACACUCACCCGUCACUGGCCGCUCCGCGACAUUCACCCGUCAGUGGCCACCCCGCGACACUCACCCGUCACCGUCCGCCCCGCGACACUCACCCGUCACUGGCCGCCCCCGCGACACUCACCCGUCACUGGCCGCCCCCGCGACACUCACCCGUCACUGGCCGCCCCCGCGACACUCACCCGUCACUGGCCGCCCCGCGACACUCACCCGUCACUGGCCGCCCCCGCGACACUCACCCAUCACUGGCCGCUCCGCGACAUUCACCCGUCAGUGGCCACCCCGCAACACUCACCCGUCACCCGCCGCCCCGCGACACACACCCGUCACUGGCCGCCUCGCGACACUCACCCGUCACUGGCCGCCCCCGCGACACUCACCCGUCACUGGCCGCCCCGCGACACUCACCCGUCACUGGCCGCCCGGCGACAUUCACCCGUCACUGGCCGCCCCGCGACACUCACCCGUCACUGGCCGCCACCGCGACACUCACCCGUCACUGGCCGCCUCGCGACACUCACCCGUCACUGGCCGCCUCGUGACACUCACCCGUCACUAG
Procambarus clarkii (red swamp crayfish) is the source of this 1662-nucleotide messenger RNA. The record is from RefSeq and is a predicted model, not a curated record. Lineage: Eukaryota; Metazoa; Arthropoda; Malacostraca; Decapoda; Cambaridae.